CCACCACGAACGAUGGAAAGUUGCCUUUUUAAGCUGCUUCAUUUAUUUAACGAAUAUAUAUUAUGUUGUUGUUAUAGGGAACACAGUUUGUUUGACUCGAGUGUAUAUUUCACCUAUCAGUGUUGAAUUAGCUAAAUAGAAUGUAGCUAGCUAAAACUAGCUGUAUGGGCAGGUCAGCAUUGAAAAACACGUCUUGAGAUAUGAAGACAUCAAAUUAGUGUAAAUUAGUUGGCUAACAUUUUUUGGUAAACUUUCCAAAUGUCGAUUUAAUAAAAUACGCUAGACAGGGUGGGAUCUUUUUGUGUCGGUAAAAUUAAUUAUGCGCUUUUAUGCGCAAAUAUUGAUGUAAUAACUUUUAUAUCCAAGUAAACUUGUAUCUCGAUGACAUGCUGUGCGGUCCUCCCACGGCAUUAGUUUUUUUUUCUGCCGGGGGAGAUUAUGUGCAUUGGCACAAAUAACCACAUCUGUAAUUUAAUUCCCGUCCGAAUUGACAAUGUCAGUCAUUUUAGAGGCAAGUGUGCUGUUUAGCUCACAGCUGCAGGCUUGGGCAUUUAGGAUUUAUUCUACUACGGAUCGCUAAAAUAAUGAUUAUGAUCACACUUCCUCAAUUCAAAUAUUAUGGCGACACCAUACCAAAGAUGGUUUAAAAUUUUGGGAGCCAAGAUUGAGUUCAGUGUAGCCUGGACAUGUUGAAAUAUCUUCAGGCAUAAAAUAAACACAUCCAGUCUUCCGUUAUAACGGUCAAUUUAUUUAGGAAAGAAGAAUUGUUACAGGGGGGUAGUUUGAAGAAAAAAAACGAAUUUCGUCCAAAUCACCUCACAAAAUAUGGAUAUUCUGUGGUAAUAAUUACAUAACCAACUUUCUCUCUGUAGGUUAAUAUUGAUGCUCCUUGACAAUAAAUAUUGAGGGUCUUGUUCUGGUGACAUGCUCAUCUUUGCUUGGCUGCUGUCGACAAAUAAUCUCAUGUAGGCCAGGGAUCUCCAACCCGGUUCCUGGAGAGAGCUAACCUGUAAGUUUUCGCUCCAACCCCAUAUGUCACUCACCUGUUUCACCUUAUCAACCAGUUACCAGAUCAUUUGUAUUUGUCAAACGGCAGCCAAGCAUCAAUGAUCAUGUCAGCAGAAUAAGACCCUCAAUAUUUAUUGGAAAGGAGCAUCAGCUUGCACUUUCACCACCCUCUAAAUUUCAUAAUUUAUGUCAUCUGAACCCAAGUAAACUGCAUGCUUUCCCUGACUAGAUGCAGUGCGAGGACCACACAGCAUGUCAUCUGGUGACUUCAAGUUUACUUCGAUGUGAUGGUUAUAUCAAUAUUUGUGCAUAAAAGCGUUUCCACCUACAUUUCUCACAUAAUUCAAUUUACCAACACAAAAAGAGCCCACUUGUAUAGCGUAUUUUGUUUUGUCGACAUUUGGAAAGUUUACUGAAAUCUGUUUCCAUUAGGCCUGUCUUGACAUGUUUUAUCCAAUGUACUUCACUCACAUAAAAAGGUUGGAUGUAAGCCUGGUUAGUGUUAGUGACAAAUCAUUAUUUUACUAUCAAUCUACAGGGCGCUUUCUCCAGUCCAGAGAAAGGAGCAUAUGAAAGACGAGGCCAAAGAGCGGGUGAAGGGAGAAAUAGGGUCCCACAAAGGAAGUGGCUGACCGGGGCAGGGAGAAGGAGAAGGGACGCAAAGGACGUAGCUCCACUGGGAGCAGCAGUAAGCCCCUCUCCCUGUCAGAACGUAACUCUGGCUCCAGUUCUUCCAGCGGCUCCAGUUCCUCCUCUGCCUUGAGCCGUUCCAGGUCUUCCAGCUCCCGAUCCUCCAGCUCCUCAGGGUCACCCAACCUCAUUCGCGGCCACAACAACAACCACCAAUGCUCACAGUCCAAAUCCAAGGAGAGGCGUAGGAGGAGCCCCAGCCCCUGACCCACCAAGGUGUACCUGGGCGGCCUCACCAGAAACGUAUUCAAGGGACACAUCCAGGAGAUCUUCGGCACAUAUGGCAAGAUCAAAAUGAUUGACAUGCCUGUGGACAGGCUCCACCCACACCUGUUGAAAGGUUACACCAACAUGGAGUUUGAGAUGGUCGUUGAGGCCGAGAAGGGUCUCAAACACAUGGAUGGAGGUCAGAUUGAUGGACAGGAGAUCAUAGCCCCCGCCCCCCUCACAGGAUGCCUCCACAAUGUGGCAACGCACCCCAUCCCGCAUAAGGAGAAGGUCUCGGUCACCACGGAGACGCUCUCCGGUUCGCCGCAGAACUCGCUUGCGCUCCCCCGGUUGCAGACGCCACAGCUCACGCGCCAGCUCGAACUCCUCCAGGUAGAGCUGCCUGGAACCCCUGACCUCACAGCUCCCCUCCUCCCUCAUUUUCCAUUUCUUCACUGUAAAAGUUUGUAUCUAAAGUUCUACCCAGCUUCCUAUCCAUGUGUCCUUCCCUCUAUUGAUCACUGACCUCACAGGAAAAAACAUGACUAUUGAGACAGCCUCUCUCUCACCAUAGUAUAUAUUUCUUUGGUCUAUAAGCAUAAUAAUAGUUGCUAGGAUCAAUCUGAGGCAAGAUAGCACUGUCAAGAGGAGUGAAAUGAACCCCCCCCCCUCAAGCCAGCACUGUCAAGAGGAGUGAAAUGACACCCCCCCCUCCCUCCCUCCUCAAGCCAGCACUGUCAAGAGGAGUGAAAUGACCCCCCCUCCUCAAGCCAGCACUGUCAAGAGGGGUGAAAUGACCCCCCUCCCUCCUUCCUCAAGCCAUUGUGAUUUGUUCUAAAGAGCUGAAAUGUGGUUGACAGAAUUCUCAUUUUUUUUAGAACUUUUAUAGUUUUGUACAUAGAUUUGAGUGUUUUGUUUCCAUAUGCAACUUAAAACUGUUUUUAGUUUGAGGCCAGCUUGACAUGUGCUGCCUGAUUUUUUUAUUUGUCUUGACAAUGAAAUGAAUGAGUCUCUGA
Oncorhynchus masou masou (cherry salmon) is the source of this 2921-nucleotide messenger RNA. RefSeq names its product RNA-binding protein with serine-rich domain 1-like. The transcript has 6 exons. Gene Ontology annotation, cellular component: cytoplasm; ASAP complex; nucleoplasm. The coding region runs from base 1993 to 2430 and encodes 145 amino acids. The record is from RefSeq and is a predicted model, not a curated record. NCBI's taxonomy places the organism in Eukaryota, Metazoa, Chordata, Actinopteri, Salmoniformes, Salmonidae. Gene Ontology annotation, biological process: mRNA splicing, via spliceosome.